ACAAACCAAACUUCGUCGUCGAGUUCGCGGGAUGCAGUUGUCGCUAAGAAAUUUCGUUUACCGGUAGGUAUUACGUAAAGACAAUGUACAUCGUUACCGAAUAAUUACGUUAAGUGUUACAUUUAAUUGAAAAUAAAUAAUAAUAAAUAGUUAAAAAUCGUACUUUUUUCGCCUUUGUAUAAUAAGUACCGGCUUGCAACAUAUUACGGCAUUGAAAGACGCUUAUUGGCAAAAAACGGCGGGCAUUUCCUAGUGAGAGCAACUGAAAAACCUUGAAAAGAAUAUUGUAUAAUCGCGUCAAGCUGCGGAUUUGUUUAUUAGUGUGUUGAUGAUGUCUGAUACCGGCGGAUAAUGUGACUUUGUUCUCGUUCCAAUUUGGAUUGUUAAGAAAAGGAAAAGAUGCGAGAUUUUUUUAUGAAAUGGGUAUGGGUAUGUCAACUGGAAUUAUUUUUUUACCUCUUUUGGAUACCAUACACAAAAGGUGCUGUAAUGGCACCUCCUUGGGCAAACCCAAAGUUGAAUCCGUGUGCUUCUCACCCUAGAGGAUGGCAGCUUCUAUUCUGGCCACCAGAUGGGAAAUGUUAUAAAAUAUUCCAGGUUGGCUACCCCUGUCCGAAUGGUAUGGAGCUGACCCCAUCUCUUAAUAAAACUGGUAAAAAUUUGUCAGCUGAAUGUAGAUGUGUUCCCAAAACUGCACAGUCUGCCACAGAUGGCGCUUGUUAUCAGUUAUUCACUUCGGGUCCUUGCAAUUAUGGAUAUUAUUUCGGACCAGACACAAAAUAUAAAAGUGAAAAUUCAAAGCGACAAUGGGGUACAUGUAAACAGCUUAAAACAUGUUCCGAAGAAAAUACACUUUAUUGGCCGAAAGAUGGAAAAUGUUAUCCCAAAUAUAGCAGAGGACCAUGUCAAAAAGGAUUACUUGUAACAGAGGACGUAAAAACUAAAAUUCCUGAGUGUAAAUGUGAUGAUGUAGAGUUACAAGACUAUAGGGAUAUAGAUAAGUUAUGUUAUCAACAUUAUACCAAGGGACCUUGUUUAGAGAAAGGACAUCUCUUUUUACCGGACAAAACGUGUGGAUGCUCAAACGAUUUACCUAAUUACCACGAAGAAAGUCAACAGUGUUUCGAAUUAGGUACAAUAGGCCCUUGUGCUCCAGGACAACAGUACAUCCUUUCACAUCCCAGAGAUAAAUAUGCUACAUGCAGCUGUAGAUCCGGAUACGUCUCUUAUCAAAAUUCUACAUCUUGUUAUCGCCUUUACACACAAGGCCCUUGUGUCAAAGGUUAUAUUCUACUAGAUUCCACCACAUGCAUACGCCAGCCUUGCGAACGUGGUAGUCUCUAUUUUCCUGACCAGAAUCGCUGUUACCGUAUAGGAUCACGAGGUCCGUGUUCCAUUAAUCGUGUUGUUGCUUUCGACUUCGAUACUAGACCUUCAGUGGACGGUAUAAGUUAUAACGGUGUAUGUGCUUGUGCCAAACAAGACUGUGAACCAGUACGUGAACUUUGUGAUCGUUCUAAAGGAAUGAUCCGAUUUAAAGGAGAGUGCCAUAAAAUGUAUACGCAAGGACCAUGCUCGAGGGGUUCUUGGCUAGUGCCUAAGCGUAAUGGUAGGGAUGAAGUUAUUGGAGAGGUUACCAAAGAACGUUUGGGUAUUUGUGAAUGUAUACCGGGUUACGCUAGGAAAGUAAGAACAGUUGGAAAUGAGACUGUUACCGUGUGCAUGUCACCAACUGUAGUUUUAGCAGAAUAUUUGAAUGGAAACCGAACAGAUAUCCAAGUCAUGAAUGUGUAAUAACUGUAGUAUUAUUUUGUAUGUUUAAGAUUUGUGAACUGAAUAAAUUGAGUGUUUUAUUUA
This is a messenger RNA of Diorhabda sublineata, 1857 nucleotides long. RefSeq lists its product as uncharacterized. The record is from RefSeq and is a predicted model, not a curated record. Lineage: Eukaryota; Metazoa; Arthropoda; Insecta; Coleoptera; Chrysomelidae. Bases 400 to 1794 code for a protein of 464 amino acids. The transcript is spliced from 6 exons.